Molecule: messenger RNA, 975 nt
Organism: Arabidopsis lyrata subsp. lyrata
Lineage: Eukaryota; Viridiplantae; Streptophyta; Magnoliopsida; Brassicales; Brassicaceae
Exons: 1
Coding region: 236-652 (138 amino acids)
Biological process (GO): seed dormancy process
Source: RefSeq, a predicted model, not a curated record
UACUUGAAACAUACUCAGAAAGAGAGAAAGGGGUAUUAUAAAGGAGCGAGAAGGUAGUUGCUACGUCUCUCAAUUGGUAACCAUUUAAUUUAUAAUUAGGGUCUUGCAGCUAAUUUAUUUAGUUGAUUCAUAAACUUCAAGAUUACAUUUCCUUCAGGUACAUCCCCACAUAAUUUCUGUACAAUAUUUCAUCUUAUCCACCAAAGUAUAUUUACUUGCAUACAAAGAAAAUUAAAUGAAUGUGUUGGCAUUGCAACAUAGAGAACGUGUCAAGAAAAGAGAAACGAAGAAGCAGAGAGAAGCCAGCACGAAAGUCCCGGAAAGGGACACGUCGAACCUGCCUCACCUUAUAUACGAUGUCUCAUGUCCCCUCGUGAUGCCUGAAACCCUAAAAAUGGCAAAGAACAAGGACGACAUAAAGUACGCAACGGCUCAAGCGAAGCUAUCGGAAGACGAACCUAUCCGUGUAAGUUACAAACACGGGACACCAUUAGAAGGAGGCAAGAUCGCAGAGUCGGAGCCUGUAGAGCUGUUCUCGAGCGCUCAACGUAUCGAGAAGGGGAAAGAUCAUUCAGCAUCAGGCGAUCAAACACAGAUGCAACGUGACAUCUUUGAUAUAAAGGGAACACGCACGGACGAUAGUCCCCGUUGAAUUCACAGUUAGAGUUGGUAUCGGGUUUAAUUUGUUCGAUAUAUGUAGGCAACUAUAGCUAUCAAAAUAAGACAGACUGGAUGCAUGUUCUAAGAGCUAACGAUAACUACAAUCUCUACACUCAAAUAAACACAACAUAUAUAUAACAGACUGAAGUAAUGAAAUACUCAAAAACAAAUAUCUGUUUUGCCAGAAAUGCAUCUAGUAGAUAAAGGAGUGAACCAAAUUCUGAAUACAGACUCGGAUGAUUGUUCAAGAUUAAAUGCAAAAAGUCACAAAAGGUUCAAAAACUGAUUCAAGAAGGCAAGAAACUAGAAAUAAGA